Molecule: messenger RNA, 2318 nt
Organism: Mercurialis annua (annual mercury)
Lineage: Eukaryota; Viridiplantae; Streptophyta; Magnoliopsida; Malpighiales; Euphorbiaceae
Product: serine/threonine-protein kinase Nek6-like
Exons: 13
Coding region: 243-2144 (633 amino acids)
Biological process (GO): protein phosphorylation
Molecular function (GO): ATP binding; protein kinase activity
Source: RefSeq, a predicted model, not a curated record
GGUUUUGGUAAGUGAGAAAGGGUUUGAUUAGUGAUGUAAAAUGAGUGUCAAUUUUACUUGACUCAGUCCUUUCACCUCUCUCUCUACAAAGUUGUGCUCAUAAUUGUGGAAUGUAGCUUUACUCUAACUUUUUUCUCCACUCUUCUUUCUUUAUACUCCAACCCAACCAAUUCAUUCCUCUCAUCAUCACCAUCACACACCCUUUCAAUUACUCACUCAAUUAAACCCAAAACCCAUUAAUCAUGGAGUCUGAUAAUGGUGAAGCAAAGUCCAAGAUGGAAGAUUAUGAAGUUCUUGAACAGAUUGGCAGAGGAGCUUUUGGUUCUGCUUUUCUUGUUCUUCAUAAAACCGAGAAUAAAAAGUAUGUAUUGAAGAAGAUUCGGCUUGCCAAGCAGACUGAGAAGUUCAAACGUACAGCUCAUCAAGAGAUGGAGUUAAUAGCAAAAUUGAAUAAUCCAUAUAUUGUGGAGUAUAAGGAUUCUUGGGUGGACAAGGCAAAUUGUGUACGCAUAGUAAUGGCUUACUGUGAAGGUGGAGAUAUGGCUGCAAUUAUAAAGAAGGCUAGGGGCAUUUAUAUUCCAGAGGAGAAGCUCUGCAAAUGGUUGACUCAGUUACUGCUAGCUGUGGACUAUCUGCAUUCAAAUCGCGUCCUUCACCGAGAUCUAAAGUGCUCCAAUAUAUUUCUUACAAAGGACGAUGAUGUCCGCCUUGGUGACUUUGGACUUGCAAAGCUUCUCAAAACAGAAGACCUUGCUUCUUCGGUGGUUGGCACUCCUAAUUACAUGUGUCCCGAGCUCCUAGCAGAUAUACCUUAUGGGUAUAAAUCUGAUAUAUGGUCUCUUGGUUGCUGUAUGUUUGAAAUUGCUGCACAUCACCCUGCAUUUAGGGCUCCUGACAUGGCUGGACUAAUCAACAAAAUAAACAGAUCCUCCAUUUCUCCUCUCCCAAUAGUGUAUUCUGCUUCACUGAAACAAAUUAUCAAGAGUAUGCUAAGGAAGAACCCGGAGCACAGACCUACAGCUGCAGAACUGUUAAGGCAUCCUCAUUUGCAGAUAUAUCUACUUCGUUGCCGUAAUACUUCUUCUGUGUAUCUUCCCGUAAAGCCCACUGACAAUUCAAAGGAGAAAACAAGGAGAAAAUCCUUGUCUGGAAAACCUAGAGGUAGCAAUGACAACACAGACAGGGAAGUCUGGCCACAAAACCAGCUGGAAAACGAUCGACCAUAUGAGGGAAACGUCGUAUCUCAUGUUGACAUUCGCGCAUCAACGUCCAGUGCGGAAGACAACCUUGAGACGAAAAGGGUUGAUCCGACGAGCUAUACUGUGGAAACUUCGGAUUCUAUGACUGGUCCGAAAGACAGUUCCACUGAUUCUGAAACUAGCAUUUGUAAUGGAGACAAGCAACCUGAUUCUACCCCUCCAGCUCAGAAGGAUGGCGCUGAACUUGAGUUUAUUCUGGAAAGCAUACCGGCUCAUCAGCCCGAAACAGAGCCGACAUCUGAGCAAUAUCAAGAGGUAGACGCAAAAAUUGUUACCACAAUGGAUCAACAAGCUCUGUGCAACCAGAAAGUCAUUGAAGAAGCUCAAAUAGAGGGCGACGGUUCUACAACAGAGAAUAGCAGGAUGCUGGAAGUGCCUACAUCCUUUGAUAAAGGCUUGCCCGAAGCUAUAAAUGAACCAUUUGUUGAGCCAGAAUGUAGUUCACAAAAACCAGAAAGCCCCGAUAUCUAUACAGAAGAGGUACCUUUGGACUACUUAUCGAAUGAAAGUAAUGAUAUACUACCAUCAGUUUCAUGUAAAGACGAAGGUGGAGCGAAACCAGAUACGAAUAACUCCGCCAUGGAAACCGAGAAAGAUGACUCUUAUAGAACGAUACAGGCAGGAAGUCACAUUGCGUUGCUUAAUACACUCGCGGCACUGAAUGGAGGUGAAACCAAGAGUGAAUGGGAGAACCCUGGUCAGCAACGAGCUGAUGCUCUCGAGUCUCUGCUUGAGUUAUGCGCACGGCUACUCAGACAAGACAAAAUCGAUGAGCUCGCCGGCGUGCUGAAACCAUUCGGAGAAGAAGUCGUCUCGUCCAGAGAAACAGCAAUUUGGUUAACAAAAAGUCUGAUGACACAACAUAAAUUUAAUGGAGGGACCUAAAUUUGAGGUGAUUAUUUUAUUUAAUAGCAAUACUAUAUAUUUUACUAAAUUGAAAAUAUGUAUUUACUAAAUUGUGUUGACAUAAAAUUAAUUUUUUCUGAGUGUUGUUUGAUUGAAGAGUAUAACUUAUCAAUGUAAUUUACAGAUUGUUCCAUCCACUGAUAGUUUUGAUGA